AUGACGUCGAUAGGAACAGGCUACGAUCUUUCAAAUUCCGUGUUCUCGCCUGAUGGCCGGAACUUUCAAGUUGAAUAUGCCGUCAAAGCAGUUGAAAAUGGCGGAACCUCCAUCGGCAUCCGGACAAAACACGGCGUCGUUCUUGCCUGCGAGAAGAUCAUAUCCUCCAAGCUCCUGAAGCCUGGCGCCAACUUGAGAAUAUCAACGGUAGAUCGUCAUGCUGGCGUUGUUACUUCGGGACUACUGCCGGAUGGUCGCCAUCUGAUCAGCAGAGCGAGAGACGAAGCAAGCAGCUGGAGGCAAACAUAUAAAGGCCCAAUCCCCGUCCACGCUUUGGCGUCGAGAAUGGGAGGAUACGUCCAAGCGUACACGCUUUAUUCAAGCGUACGACCAUUUGGAGUCACAGCAAUUCUGGGUGGAUGGGAUUCAGAAGCUGAACUCGGUGUGGAUGGACAGGUUGGAUUUGGACCUUCAGUUGGCGCCGGAGGAAAACUUGAGGAUGAGGUUGUUAAAAGAGGCGGUCCUGGUCUCUACAUGAUUGAACCUAGUGGGUUGUAUUGGGGCUACUACGGUGCCGCAACAGGAAAAGGGCGACAAGCUGCAAAGGCCGAGUUGGAAAAGCUGGAUCUGGCUUCCCCAACCUGCUCCUUGAGCCUCAAAGAUGCUGUGAUGGAGGCUGCCAGGAUCAUAUACGUGGCACACGAAGAUUCGAAGGACAAGGAAUUCGAACUAGAGAUGACCUGGAUCUCGACACUAGACGGCCCGACCAAAGGUCAACAUCAGCAGGUCCCCCAAGAGUUGUUGGAGGAAGCAGAGAAGGCGGCCAAGAAGAGUCUAGAGGGAGACGAUGAUGAAGAAGAAGAAGAGGAAGAAGGAGAUGCCAUGCAGGAGUGA
Messenger RNA from Capronia epimyces CBS 606.96, 894 nucleotides. RefSeq names its product 20S proteasome subunit alpha 7. The record is from RefSeq and is a predicted model, not a curated record. Gene Ontology annotation, biological process: ubiquitin-dependent protein catabolic process. Gene Ontology annotation, cellular component: nucleus; proteasome core complex; proteasome core complex, alpha-subunit complex. Lineage: Eukaryota; Fungi; Ascomycota; Eurotiomycetes; Chaetothyriales; Herpotrichiellaceae. Bases 1 to 894 code for a protein of 297 amino acids. The transcript has 3 exons.